AUGGUCAGGCAGCAGAGCCGUGGGAUUCGGCUCCCGCAGAGUAUCUUGGACGAGAUUAAUGGGACCUCAGCAGAGCAAUCCCGGGGCCGCGGAUACGGAUCCAAAUCCAAGCUUUCGCGCAAGGAGGCGCGCAAGCAGGAAAGGGAGGGCCGCAAGCAGAAGAAGGCGCAGUACUUCUCGAACGCGCAUAACGUGAACGCUGUGAAGCGACGCGCGGAGGACGAUCAUCUCGACUCUCCCAGACGCAAGAGGGUGAAGACGGAGUCUGGCGCUGCUCCCCCUGCCCCUGCCGCGAGAGUGAGGCAACAGGAUGCAGAUGCGACAUCAUCGAAGGAGAAGGCAUCCACGGAUACGAAGACCACCAUUACGGACAAAAAGCCUAAAGAGAAGAAGGCAAAGGACUUCAGGAAACCUAGCGCACUCGCCAAACUCGCCGGCGAGACGAGCAAGAAGUCCAGCAAGGCCACCCCUCGAUCACGCGUCGAGGCGGACGAAGACAACUAUAUUGCGUAUCUCGAGUCAAAGCUGGGCUUGAAGGGGGGCAAGAAGAAGAAGAGCAAUCCGGAAGAGGACGAUGGGCUGGACGACCUGCUCGACUUUGCGAGCAAGUUUGAUAGUUUUGAUGGUGCGGCGGAGGCUGAGGUGCGUUUUCAAUGCAUAUGA
Messenger RNA from Schizophyllum commune H4-8, 663 nucleotides. RefSeq lists its product as uncharacterized. Bases 1 to 663 code for a protein of 220 amino acids. NCBI's taxonomy places the organism in Eukaryota, Fungi, Basidiomycota, Agaricomycetes, Agaricales, Schizophyllaceae. The record is from RefSeq and is a predicted model, not a curated record. The transcript is spliced from 2 exons.